GAAAAAAGUUAGUUCAAUACCGUUCCUUCUCUUCUUCUUCUUCUCCGCCGCGGUGUUCUUCCUCUUCUUCCUCCUCGCCGGAGAAAAAAAAUUGCGGUGGUUUUUAUCGGCCACAGGCAGCAAUGGCCGCUCGAGCUCGGUGGCGGAUCCUCGCACUGCGGCUCGCUCUGCUCCUGGCGGUCGGGUCGUCGCCUGGCCUCGUGUGGCGGGUGUCGGCGGCGGCGGCCAAGCCCCCCGUCCCCAAGGCCAUCUCGGACCUGCGGGAGGCGAUCGUGAAGGGGCUGGGGUUCCAGUCGGAGGAGCUCAAGGUGUCCGGGUUCGACGUGCGGGACGCGCUCGUGGGGCAGGCGGUGGUGUACGAGUUCGACAUCGAGGUUGGGAGGAAGGCCGUGCCGGUGCGCCUGCUCGAGGACGUCAACCGGUGGGACUUCGUCGACCUGCCCAUCUUCCGCUCCCAGGCCGACGCCGACGACACGGCGCUUGCCGAGAUCCGGCGUGGUAGGAGGGGGAAGGGAACCUUCGACCCAACCCUGCCGCCGUUCCAGCUCGCGGGGCCCAUGGAGCUCUGGAUACAGGACGGCGACGACGUUAGGCUCGCCUUGCCGCAUGAUGUGGAAGCAGGAACGCUGAAGAAAGUAGUGCUCUCCGAUGGCGCCGUGGUAACAGUGAAGGGUGCCAAGGCCGUGAGCCUUCGUCUGCCACUUGAACUACCGCUCCCUCUCAACCGCACCACCUACAAGGGCCGCCUGUCGAGCCUGCUGUCCAUCGCGCAGGCGCUGCGCGGCGCCGCCCGGUCAAACCGGAAGCCCCUGCUCUCCCUCCGCAUCGAGGGCCCGACGUCGCUCUCCUCGACUCCCUCCAUGUCUCCCAACGGCAGGCUCAAGCUCAGACGGCUGGCCCCGGGCCAGGUGGAGCUCUCGUCGCGGGCGAUCCCCGCCGUUACAGACGACGACGAGGAGGAGGCGUCGUCACGCGGCGGCGGGCUGUGGCCCGUCCUGUCGCUGAACGGGACGGACGGCAGCCUGCGGGGGGUCGAGGAGCUGCUGGCCUCGGUUCUUGGGAAGAAGGCGGCCGGCGAGGGCGAGAAGGGGACCUUCAGGCUGGUGCGAGCACGGGCCUCGGCGCAGACGUACGUCAAGAUGGGGUUCGCGGUGGAGAAGAGGAUCGCGGAUGGCGAGGUGAGCUGGUCUGGCUUCCCGGAGUGGAAGACGAAGCCCCAGAAGGUGAGGGCGCACUACGAGGUUCUCGCCCGCGUGGAGGGCGGCCAGGCGAUACCCGAAAGGAUCGCCCAGGUGCAGCCCUUUGAGGCCGACGAGGCCAUGGCCGAGAGCGUGCUCACCGGGAACGUUUCGAUGUCGAAGACGGAGGUGGUUCAUCCGCCGCCAGUUUACUUCAGUCUGUGAGCGGCAGGAAGCUCUCUCUUUUUUGUUUUAAGUGAGCUAAUCACGGUAGAUGGAGAUGACAAGCAGUAAAAGCUUCUUGUCUGCGAGUAAUAUUGACUGCAGUAGCAUGAAAAUUGUUGUACGUCAUACUGGCCACAUCUGUAAAUUACCAAACGGAAUAACGAGUCAUUACAAGGAAAAAAGAAGUUUGCAUCCGUAGGCGAUUGUACACCUUUUGAUAUGCCGACUGCCAAAUUUUCUCUUUUGAAUACAAUGUAGGAUUCCAUGGUCUCGUGU
This is a messenger RNA of Oryza brachyantha (malo sina), 1679 nucleotides long. RefSeq lists its product as uncharacterized. The coding region runs from base 123 to 1403 and encodes 426 amino acids. The transcript has 3 exons. The record is from RefSeq and is a predicted model, not a curated record. NCBI's taxonomy places the organism in Eukaryota, Viridiplantae, Streptophyta, Magnoliopsida, Poales, Poaceae.